Ostertagia ostertagi is the source of this 279-nucleotide messenger RNA. NCBI's taxonomy places the organism in Eukaryota, Metazoa, Nematoda, Chromadorea, Rhabditida, Trichostrongylidae. The record is from the annotation of a GenBank genome assembly.
GCCGAAAACGUGCAGGAAAAAACAGUGAUCAUACUGUCAGAUGUUGGAUCUACUUUCUGCACCAAAACCCAAAAUGCAAACGAAAACGAAUUCACGAUUGCCGAAGAGUGGCGCAGAAAUAAAGUGCGAAUCGUUUAUGUAGCUGUAGAAACAAAGUACGGACAGAAUAUGGGAGGCGUUCCGGGCGGUGCACAUGGAAGUUAUCCCUGUGUCGGACUUUGGAGGCCUCGAUAUCUCGAAAGUGACAAAGUCUCUCGUUUUCAUACUGGACGCUUCUGA